Octopus sinensis (East Asian common octopus) is the source of this 775-nucleotide messenger RNA. RefSeq lists its product as uncharacterized. The coding region runs from base 82 to 675 and encodes 197 amino acids. The transcript has 2 exons. Lineage: Eukaryota; Metazoa; Mollusca; Cephalopoda; Octopoda; Octopodidae. The record is from RefSeq and is a predicted model, not a curated record.
CGGUUCUUUGGUCCUUUUCUCUGUGAGAGUUUUGUACAUUCCCAUGCUUUUUUCCUUUUCCCUUUCUUUCCUCUGUAAAAGAUGAGUCUUCCCAACUUGCCUCCAUACUCUGGUGAUGUCACACUUUGGUUUGCUCAAUUGGAUGCAUAUUUUUCCGCCCAUGCUGUACCUCACCAACAGCAACUGAACCUUUUGUACUGUGGAAUGCCUUCACCUCUCGCACGCUCAGUGAAAGAUCUCAUCACUGACCCACAUCCAGAUGCAACUUACGUGUCCAUGAAAUCUGAGGUUCUCCGUUGGAACACACAAUCCGCAGAGAGUAAAUUCCAGACACUGAUGCAAGAUGAACAUCUGAGAGAUAGGACACCAUCUGAGUUUCUUCAUUGGUUGCGAGAACUCAGCAAUAUUCCACUUGAGGACAAUCUUCUGCUAAGGAAAUUGUUUUCCUCUUGUCUACCGCUGAAUGUCCAAUCAAUACUGGCCACAACAGCCAUGGUGGACAAGAUCAUAGAGCUUACUGUACAGCCUGCACUUCACCAUACCUGUUCAGACCCUUUAGUAGCUUCACCUACUACUACAAAGUCUCCUGCCUCAUCAUAUGACAACAUUUUGGAGAGAGUCGAUGCAUUAACAUGUUGCAUGGACACACUGUGGCAAGAACACACCAGCUCUUAGUCACAGUCAUCUAGUUCUGUUUCAAUGGUUUCCAAUCUCUGCUGGUACCAUGCUAGAUUUAAGGACAAAGCCCAUUGAUGCAUCCAACCCUGUUCAUUCA